AUGUUCAAACUGUCUCUAAUCCUAAUUUCAAUUGUCUCGUUGACCGUUGGGCAUAUCUGCGUGUGGCAACCAAGACAGCGCGGCGCUUUUAAUAUUGAUGGUCCUGAUUCCGAUGCAUGUUAUCGUAAACCAAAGCCAUGUGGAGGUAUUAGUGGAUCAAAAAAUGGUAAACGUACGAAAAUACAAGCUGGUAAAGCAUAUACAGUUGAAUUUCAACAAAACUUAAAUCAUUAUUACACAAAUAAUCCGGGAAAAUUGGAUAUAUCCUUUGCUGUUGGUCUCAAUCCUGUGGAAAAUGAUUUUCGAAUAUUAAAAUCGAUCAAUGAUUACAAUCCAAUGAAUCAAAUAACACAAACAAAUUUUUCAAUGGAUAUACGAUUACCAAAAGUAACAUGUAAACAAUGUGUUCUACGUGUUAGAUAUGUAACAAAUAAUCCAGCUGAAAAUGAUCAUGGUACAACAUUUCAUCAAUGUUCUGAUAUAGAAUUAACAUCAAAACCGAUUAAAGAAAAUGAAAAAAUUGUGAAACAAGCUGAGCAAAGAAUUCUUAAUGAAAAUAAGAAACCGAAUAUUCCAAAAGAAAAAAAUUUACAUGAUUGUUGUGCACCACAAAGUUUUCUCACAUUUUUUGUACAUCAUAUACCCCAAAUAAAGUUUUAUAGCUCUGGUGUAAUCUAUUACGAUAAGCCAUCACAACAGAUGAGAGUAUCACUAAUCGCUGGCGAUGGAGAAUCAAAUAAAGCACAAAAUGGUAAAUUUGAUAUGUGGAUGAACUUUACUUCGGGAUUACAAUAUUAUUAUAAUAUUCAUGAUAAAAUAUGUUACGUGUUGGGAUUAGAUUAUUUUAAUGAUUGGUGUUUUGGUAAUAAAUAUAAUGAAAGUGAAGAUUUCGUAGCUAAAGAUGUGAAAUGCAAAAGUCACAUAGGUUUAUGUAACCAAUGGAAAAAUGGUGACUUUAUAUUUGAAGCAUAUGCUGAACGUACAAAAUCUGGUUGUUACCCGGCAGGAAUACAUCGCUUAUCAACUGGUGAACAAACAGAUUAUUAUUAUUCGCUUGAUGGUCCCUUCUCGCCUGAAAUCUUUCAGCCCAAUGAGCUAUGUCUGAAACAUGCCAUUUCAAGCAAAUAA
Didymodactylos carnosus is the source of this 1128-nucleotide messenger RNA. The record is from the annotation of a GenBank genome assembly. Lineage: Eukaryota; Metazoa; Rotifera; Eurotatoria; Philodinida; Philodinidae.